AUGGACGGUCGGCAACAGUAUGUCCCGGGACCCCCACCUCCUUCCCAGGCACACAUGAAUCUACCACCACCUCCGCCUCGACAUCCAUCGGCCCAGGCUCCGACCUUAGUACCGCCCCCUCCUCCUGGCCCACCCCCAGGGGCAACGUAUGGGGCGCCAACGGGGUGGCAGCAGAGCUGGGGAAGACAGCCGGUCAAUCCUGGAUUUCCUCCGCCUCCACCACCUCCUCUGGCUGCCCAAAACCAGCACCUGGCGUAUGGCCGGCCGCCCGCCCAGCUAUCAAUCGUCCCGCCACGACACGACCACCAACCUCUGACAUCCGCAACCUAUAUACCCGGGCAUGAUACCAUUGGCGUUGGCAUUCCGGGACUGUUCGACCCCCAUGCACGAGCUCCAUAUGACCCCUACGCACAUAACACCGCCGAGCGACAACGAAUGAAUCUCAGUCAAAUGCAUGAUCAUGUCAACACCUCUGGCCCUUUUAAGCCCGACCCAAAUCCUCCUCAGACCCCUGGUGGGCGCACGAUGGCUCCUUAUGCUCUUCACGGCAACAUUCAUGAGCUGUCCCACAACGACAGUCCACAGCCGCACGGAACGCCACAAGCCACCGAAAUCGUCAAAUCCUCAAGCCAUCGCCACAAUAAUAGUAAUGCCUCGCUAGGUGGACUGUCCCACAGUGAAGCUGCAAUCCAGUGGCCUUUGGAUAGAGUGCUCAUCUGGCUCGCGAGAAAUGGAUUCUCUAAUGAUUGGCAAGAAACCUUCAAGUCUCUGGAGCUACAAGGGGCCGACUUCCUCGAGCUUGGUCUGGGGGCUGGUGGACGAGGAAAUCUAGGCAAAAUGCACCAGGUUGUUUAUCCCCAAUUAGCCAAGGAGGUCGGUCUGAACGGCAAGAAAUGGGAACCUAGCAAGGAAAGAGACGAGGGAAAGCGUAUGCGCAAAUUGAUUCGUCAGAUACACGACAAUUCGCAGGACUGCACUGUAUCCACCCCCUUGAAUCAGAUGCAGCCGCCGGCGACUGCGUUUCCGGAAAGCAGCACGGGUUACUUCGCUCAUCAUUUCCCCGAGCCACGUUCGGCAGGGCCUGUGCCUGGUGUUAAUGAUAUCAGUCCAGAGCAUCUGAGCGCAUUGCAAGCUUCCUCCAAUCACAACCAGAAGCCGACUGGUCAGCGCUCGGUGACCAUGCCAGUUCCUACGGGUCACGACUCGCCAAGAUAUGAAUCACCGAGAUACGACUCCCCCGCAAAGGAAACUUCACACUGGCUGCGGUCGGAUUACUCUCGCAAUGCCUUGGCGGGGAUCAACAGUGAUCAUCGACGCCAGAGUCCGUCGGUUGGCAGCGAAACUGGUACGUUCCAGUCCUCUUCGCUGCGGCCGCAGGAUAGCCCACAGAGCGGUAGUCCAGCCUUGCAGCACAUAUCGCCCAAUUAUGCAGCAUUCUCCUCCUCCGCCGGAGAUCUUUCAUUGAAGUACGAUCACUCUCGGGGUAAUAGCACGGACUCAAUCAACGGCAUGGGCCGAGGCACCACAGGCCGGUACUAUGAUUCUCGCAGACCAGCCCAAGAAGGAGCUCGUCCUUCGCCCUACGAUGCAUCUGGUCGGCAGUCAAGUGGUGAAACCCCCUCUUCGUAUUCCAAGGAUCACGGCAAAGGCUUCUUCUCCAACCUUUUGAAGAAGAAAGCCCAUAGAGCCAAUGACUCCAGUCAUCCGUCUCCCGACCACCAUGAUGAUUCGUCGCCAACGACAAGUCCUGAGACCCGCCCAAAUGAGGCAUAUCUCCCUUACUCGAAGCCUGGCUUCAAUGCUAGCGACAUGUCUGUUGGCGAAAGACCUUCUACGUCGCCUACUAAAUCGAAGAAAUGGGUCUUUGUGACGAUGGAUGGCUCCAACUUUCGCCUGAUCGAUAUCACUGAAAUGGACACCGUUGAGGCGAUGCGUGUUGGAAUCUGUCAGAAUAUAGGAGUUGACUGGACUAGUGCCCAGAUCUACCUCACAGAACCAGGUCAAACUGAGCAUGAAGAUGCCAUGAGUGACACAACCCUCUCACACACCCGCCGAAGCAAGUCAGAUGCUUAUGGCUCCAUCAAGCUCUUUGUGCGAGGGACCUCUUCACAACAUAUGACACCUCACACUCCGCGCUUCGACGGCCUCGGUGUCUCUUUCCCUGAUAAGUUAAAUCUGUCCCCGACGGCAACCCAUCACCAAGUGCACAGGAAGCCAUUGGAUGAAGAUGCACUUCACAGGAUAUCACCGCACCGUACGGCACCGGAUUCUCCUUCAUUGGGUUCUCGUCAAAGCACACUGAAGGCGUCGAAUGUGAAGACGCCCUCGGCAGAAGUCGCACCAGACACAGCGCAAGCCUCUGAGCCUGAUAGAGCAGAUCUGCUUGCUCGCCAUGAGGAACACAUGCGUGAAGUUGAACGCAAGCAAAAACAAUAUUUACAAACUAAAUUGCAGCAGCCUCAGCAUAACAAGAAUGCUUAUGGAGAUACUGGGUACAGGCGUAACGAGGUCAUUGAUUUUGAUACUCCACGAAUCUCACCUUACGACGAGAAGAAAGGAGAAUCGCUGGUACCCUUUCGCAAGCCCCCAAUGGCGCCAAUCGAAUCCAACACCCUCACGAAAGUUAACUCCCUCAGCAGGAGGCCUACCACGCGUGAACCUAGACCUCAGCAGUCUGCUCCAACUCAUGGCCUGGGCGCUGCAAUUGCCAGUGUUGGUCGCAUUACAAGCGCCAUCGGCACGCCAAUUCCUUCUGUGCCAGCGCCAUCUACCCCCGCCACCGAUAGCCGAAACAGCGCAAGCUCGGAAUCCGACCAUCCAGGCACACUUGAUUCUGCGGGAACAUUCUCAAGUAGAACAACUCUAGACUCUUCGAGACCUUCCUCGAAUCAUACCACAGAAACCGAAAAGUCAUCAGUCUCAUUUGCCAAUCAGUCUCCUGAAAAGCCUUCUCAUGAUCAGCCGAGACCAGGAUUGCAAUCCCGCAAGUCGUUUGGCCCUGAGUUCGACUUUGAAGAGAAUCCAGUCUCUUUCCAACGAACUCCCCAGACCCAAGAAGAUACCGAGAGUGACUCGGACGAUGAUUCCGACGAUGGCUUAUUCCAAGUCCGACCUUCGAGAGCCCAGGAGGAAAAGAACGUGGCACCGAACGAACCCGAGCCCGAAAAGAAGUCCGAGAGACCAUCUUUAACGCUGAACACAAAGAAUCAGCUCAAGCCAAGUCACUCUGUCAGGUUCAAGUCUCCGAGCACUGCCGGCCACAGUGCUAGCGGCGCUUCCGAUAGCCGAGGCCCGUUCUCAAGCACUCAUGGGCCCGUCUCACCUGAGGAUGAGAGACCCGGACCCCGACGAGAUUCAUUUGCUCCAGAUGUCUGGGCGAGCAGACCUGCUGUUGAGGGCGUCAUUGACCAUCUUGACGAUUUCUUCCCAGAUGUGGACCUUGACGCUCCCUAUCUGGAUGAACCUGCAUCCCCAAGCAUCAGAGCCAAUGCCGAUCACGACGCGGGCUUCAGAGACAAGAAAGAAUCCCACCCGUCCGUGCCACAGCCAAUCCCCAAUGCGGCCAAUUCACAAAAUGCCGAUGGAGCUACUGUGUGGCCAUCAGGCUCCGAUAUCGUCGCCAAGCGCAGCAUCGCGCGCGGUGGUGGCGGUGGUGGUCUUGGUCGCAUGAAGUCCAUUCGACAGGUGGCCCAGGGAGCAAACCGGACGAAGAGCGUGAAUGCGAGCGGACCUCAAAGAUCGGGCGAUCUGCUACGCCGCAAGAGUACCAAGAUGUUCGGCGCAAAGAUUAUGCAGAUCAGGCCUCGCCCUGGUAGUCGAAUCAGCCAGCUCGAUCCUAUCCCGCAGAAUAGCAACCAGGUAGCGCCAAAUACUGGCGUCGUGCCCCAGCGCCAGCCCACUUUCCGCAUUAUCCGUGGUCAGCUCAUCGGCAAAGGUACCUACGGCCGGGUAUAUCUCGGCAUGAAUGCGGACAAUGGUGAGGUUUUAGCAGUCAAGCUGGUGGAGAUAAACCCCCGCAUUGCAGGCACAGACAAAGACCGUAUCAAGGAAAUGGUCGCUGCCCUGGAUCAGGAAAUUGACACGAUGCAGCACUUAGAACAUCCCAACAUUGUGCAGUACCUGGGUUGCGAGCGAGGCGAAUUCUCUAUUUCUAUCUACCUCGAAUAUAUUUCCGGUGGCUCUGUGGGCAGUUGUCUACGCAAACACGGCAAGUUCGAAGAGAGCGUCGUGAGAUCGCUUACCCGGCAAACUCUGGGCGGACUCGCAUAUCUUCAUGACAAGGGGAUCCUUCACCGAGACUUGAAGGCAGAUAACAUUCUCCUGGAUCUUGAUGGAACAUGCAAGAUCUCUGACUUUGGUAUCUCCAAAAAGACAGACGAUAUCUACGGCAAUGACUCUUCCAAUUCCAUGCAAGGAUCUGUCUUCUGGAUGGCCCCGGAGGUUAUUCAGUCCCAGGGACAAGGCUACAGUGCCAAAGUGGAUAUCUGGUCACUUGGAUGUGUGGUGUUGGAGAUGUUCGCUGGUCGUCGUCCAUGGAGCAAAGAAGAAGCUAUAGGUGCUAUCUUCAAGCUUGGUAGCCUGAGCCAGGCCCCGCCAAUUCCAGACGACGUGUCGAUGAACAUCAGCCCGGCCGCUCUUGCUUUCAUGUAUGACUGUUUCACGAUUGACUCGGCUGAACGUCCUACCGCUGGAACCCUUCUUACCCGCCAUCCAUUCUGCGAGUCCGAUGCGACCUACGACUUCCUCGACACGGAGUUGUAUGCCAAAAUUCGCACUCCUGCCCCAGCCUAG
Messenger RNA from Penicillium salamii, 4791 nucleotides. Lineage: Eukaryota; Fungi; Ascomycota; Eurotiomycetes; Eurotiales; Aspergillaceae. The record is from the annotation of a GenBank genome assembly.